This is a messenger RNA of Gryllus bimaculatus (two-spotted cricket), 153 nucleotides long. The record is from the annotation of a GenBank genome assembly. NCBI's taxonomy places the organism in Eukaryota, Metazoa, Arthropoda, Insecta, Orthoptera, Gryllidae.
AUGGAAGUUGUUUUGUCGCGUCCCCAGGCCGCGGUAGGGCCAUCGCGACUCUGGGACGACGCCGGUGAAAAGGACUUGCAGUGCUUCAAUAUUGAUUACUUCCCGCGAGAGGAGUACAGUCCGGAUCCGAACGACUCCACGAUGGCCAUACCC